GGGCAACAAUCACCAGUAAUAGACUUGUCUUCUUCCAAUCUUCAUAACCAGACGGUGUGCAAGUGAACUGCCUUGUGUGGUGUGCAAGUAAUACAAAUAACGAAGACAAUAUCUUGAUAACUAUAAUUAUUAAUAAUUUUCUUCACAAUUCUUUAUAACCAAUUUAAACCAUUCUGUCACCAAUCAUCGAUAAAUUACGCACCUACAUUACCGGCACUAGGAGGUUACAUGAUUUGGUUUUUAUUUAUGCCUGAAAUCAAUGAACAUCGUCACAUUAACUGCAUAAAUUCAGACAAUAAUUACGAAAGCGCCUAAACACACUUGCACUCGUGCUGGUGUAAUCCCCAACCACGUUUUUGCACAAUAAAUUUCAAAAAAUAUUUUACCGCGUCGGUACCUUGCGUCCUACAUUACCGAUACUUUGAGGUUAUGUAAUUUCGUAAUUGUUUACUCGAUUAGUGAAUUAUUAUAAAAAAUGGCAUCGAUUCGGACAUAUUUACAGCGAAUUAUCACAAAAACCUGCUUCAUGCACCCGAGAUUAUACAACUCGCCCCAAAUCAGAAACUCCAGCUUCCACUCGAGUAAAUUCCUCGUGGACGUCGAGGUUAACACGAAGUAUGAAACGACUAAAAACCCCGAAGAAUGGAAAUACGUUGAGGGACUCCUCCCAGUGACUACAGUCCCAGAACCUAAGAAACUACCAAUGUAUGCUUCAGGCUGGAAGCCCCAAGGAGACGACCUCAAAGACCGGCCUUACUUCAUUGCGAGAACUCGCAACCACAUGAUGCCCGUGUAUUUGGAAAUCCGUCAAAGGGGGACCGCUAGACACACUAUUAUUAAAAAGAUUCAGGGCGAUAUUUGGCAGCUGGAGAAGGACUUGCGCCCCUUUUUGGAGGAUUUACUCAAACCGAAGAAUCUGCGACUGCAAGUCAACGAAUUCGCGGGUAAAAUUUGCAUAAACGGCGACCACGUAAACGCAAUAAAAUACUGGUUAGGUGAAAGAAAUUUUUAAUUAAAUAAAUUGAGUACA
Molecule: messenger RNA, 1030 nt
Organism: Tribolium castaneum (red flour beetle)
Lineage: Eukaryota; Metazoa; Arthropoda; Insecta; Coleoptera; Tenebrionidae
Gene: mRpL49
Product: mitochondrial ribosomal protein L49
Exons: 2
Coding region: 476-1012 (178 amino acids)
Biological process (GO): translation
Cellular component (GO): mitochondrial large ribosomal subunit; ribosome
Molecular function (GO): structural constituent of ribosome
Source: RefSeq, a predicted model, not a curated record